CUUUUUUUGAUUCUGCAACUUUUUCACAUUUUAGUUUAAAGUAUGAGUCUUCUUCUUCCUCCACACCACAUUGCCUUAACCAAUUAGUUGGAUGUUCCACGUGUUUCUGCUUCUGCUUCUCUUCUUCUUCUCCCGACAAGCCCCCAUAGCCACCGAUGCACUCCUCUUGAGAAAAUUGGUGGCAAAGCUUGAAUUUCUCUUCCUUUCUUGUUCAAUCACAAGAAUUGGGGCUUAGAAUUUUCUCUCCCAACCCAGAAAUUCCAGAUCUGUUCUGCUCUUUCUUCCCCUGUCCUCGAGCUGCUCUUGCCGGUGGAGAGCUUCUCGGUUUUUCUGGUAAGGGAACAACUAGGAAAUCAUCCCUUUAGCCUUAAUUCAAGUUGGGUUACUCUAAUUCCUGUUUUGGUUCUUGAAUUUGGGUUAAUUCCGUGAGCUUCCCCUGCACUUGCCGCCAGCUUCUCCCCCGCCAGGUUCGGUUCUGUAGCUGGGAAAUUGUGGGAAGCGAAACCGAGGACAGGAAAACCAAGGGGAGUGACGAGGUAGAAGGCUAGCUAUUCUAAUUGAACAUAAGUUUUAGAUUUUAUCAUCCUUUUGUAAGGUAGAUUUUGUUCUUGAGAUUUUGUGAUUUGAAUAAGUUCCGAGCCUUGUGCACUUGUGGGACCCGUCUCACAAGUGUACAACGUCUGCCACAUCCCCGGAUUUGGGUUUUGGGACGCGACAGAGUUCAUUUCAUUUUCUUUAAUUUUCUUCAAAGAAUUGUAUUUAUCUUUUUGGCCCCUUCAAUUUUUUUCUUUCUCUUCUUCAUCUUCCCCUUUAAUACAAAAGGGGAUAAUUA
Molecule: messenger RNA, 832 nt
Organism: Rubroshorea leprosula
Lineage: Eukaryota; Viridiplantae; Streptophyta; Magnoliopsida; Malvales; Dipterocarpaceae
Source: the annotation of a GenBank genome assembly